This is a messenger RNA of Symbiodinium necroappetens, 477 nucleotides long. The record is from the annotation of a GenBank genome assembly. Lineage: Eukaryota; Dinophyceae; Suessiales; Symbiodiniaceae.
GUUCGUAUUCUGAAGUUGGAGAACACGGACCAGAACCGCACCAUUGUGUCGGCGAUGAUUGACAGUGCUGACAUUUGGGAGUCCUGGGCGCUCUGGUCGGUUUUGAAGUUGUUCGUGAAGAUUGUGGAGCAUGCGAGCCAGCGUGUGGUUUCUCGGGAGAACGACUUUCGUCAAACCGCGCGGCAACGAGAGCGUACUUCGUCGACAAUGAUUGCCCCAGAUGCCAGCACGGCCACGAGCAAGCACGAGGACGUGACGCCAGCUGCUCCAGGCCUCCUUCCGGGUGGUGAAGAGGUCGUCGGAGGCCUGAUGCCGGCCGGUGAAGGUGAGCCUGCAGGCCCCAUGCCGGCUGGAGGAGACCCCUCGCCGACUGGCGAAGUCGCCGCAGGCCUUGCACAAGCUGAUGGGGAGGAGCUGGCGGCAGCACAUGCAAGGACUGCAGGAGAUCCUCGUCCAUCGCCUCGUUCGAGGAAUGAG